This is a messenger RNA of Porites lobata, 4918 nucleotides long. The record is from the annotation of a GenBank genome assembly. Lineage: Eukaryota; Metazoa; Cnidaria; Anthozoa; Scleractinia; Poritidae.
GGUAUUAGUUCCGGGCAAUAUGGCGGAUUGCUAAGGGAAGAGGAAAAGAAAAGUUUACCGGCAUGAUUCCUCUCACCUUAAUCAACUUAAGACGAAGGAUGUUGUACAUGAAACAUAAAUUCUACAGGCUUGAUAACGUAUGGCGGAUUAUAAUCAUCGCUUUGCUUCUAAUGUUUUUAUGGAUUUGGGGUAAGAUUGUUGGAAAUAAGCUUAUUGAACUUUAGCCUGUCAGUCACUGAGAGGCUUGGCCUGUUUUAUCCUCGGUGUAAGACCCUGUUAAACUCAUGGUUGACGUAAAACAAAGGAAACAAAGAAGUCAUCACAAUAAAACCUAGGAAAACAAAGGGUGCGAAACAAAGAAAAAGUUCACAAGUUUUUACACUGAGGAAAACCGAUUAAAACUAGGUAUUUUCAAAUGAGAAAAAAAGUAGCUGUUUUAUACUUGUGGAAACAUGUGGUUUAAGCAAAUAAGAAACCUCUUUAGAUUGUAUGUUAUGUUUUCUCAAUACAGGUCAUGUGAUUUAUAAUACUCUACAGUAUGUGGGGAAGUGUUUUUUUUUCCAAUUUUGUCUUAUUUACGUGCAUACCUACGCAUGAAUAGAAAUUGGGUCAAAUUUCCCUGGGACCUCUAUUGGGAAAACAAAACAUACAAGUUAAAGAGGUUUAUUUAAUACAUCGAUCUCACCUUUUGUCCACAGUGUGGAAUUCAUCCCGGAUGGAGAGAAGAGCACCUUAUGUGAUUCCUAAAUCAAUACAACAGCAUUUAACACAUUACUGCAACUUUCCAGUGCGGACAUCGGGUGCAGAGGGAUCAUUAAGCUUAGAAGACCUGGAGCAUUCGAAGCGUUUUAGAUUAGAAAUGGUCCAUGUACUAAUUCGCCAUGGAGAUAGGUCUCCAGCCAAGGAUAUAGCCAACAUGGAUCACAAAAAUUAUGAUUAUGAUUGUACAUUUAAGACAGCAGAUCGUGAUCACAAACAAAUGUUCGAAGAGUUCAAGCAAACAUCAAUGUAUUUCAAACUUCGCGAGUUUGUCAAGGGUGUGAGAACUAGUCAAUCUCUCGUCCCAUCAGGGAAAAAAUGUGAAAUUGGACAGCUGACUCAGAGAGGAUUUCUUCAACACUUUGAAAUUGGAAAACACAUGCGCGAAGUAUAUCACGACUUUUUAGGUGAUGAUAUUACAGGUGGCAAUCUUCUUUUGCGAUCAACGGAAAGGACAAGAUGCAUUCAAAGUGCUGCAGCUUUCCUUUUUGGACUUUUAACAAAAGACACUAUAAUGAGAGGUAAUCAAAAAAUAAUACAACCUCUUGAAAUAUAAAAUCUGGAGUCCACUCACUCUCUGUUUUGCAGUGCCCCAUCCCCAUAUCAAAACCUCCCUUGCCGUCCCGAGGUCUUAUUAUUCCGCAUGUUACGUGUCAGAUAUUUCACUGAAAUGCAUUGACUGAGAAGGCCUGGAAAGACACUAUCAGGCAGGUAGCCCAACUCUUCCUUUCGGGCAACUAGAAAAUCUUUGUUUUUUUCAUACAAAUCAAAUGCUGUGUACUCUAGAUUUUUCAGAUUCAGAGCACUGGGGUUCCCUUAAUGGUGAUGAAAGAUUCACAUAAAUGCCACCAGAAACAACUGUUCUAUGAACAGCAACUGUGAAAUAAAAUUGGAAGAAAAAAUUUUUUUGCAUUUUUGGGGAUUGUAGGCCUAGAUUUAAAACUAAAACAUAGCAGAGCUUAAGAGAUUAUUUCUUGCCCUCAAAAGCUGCAAUCAAGCUUGAAGGUGUGGAUGGGGAUGUCAAGGGAGGCCUCGUCCAUUUUCUAUCCCUCACCCCACCCCCUAGUGUCCAGAGUGUUUGCUUGAAGGCAUAUUAUACGCGCAGAUCCACACUGGUUUCUGCCGUUUUAUGGAAAUCGGUCAGAGUUUUCAUACGAAAUAAAUUUUAAAUAUAAAAAAACUCUAUAGUUGAAAUCAAGAGAUGAAAUAAUCCGCCAAUUUGCAAAGCUCUAUCCGAGGAGAAUGGAAUUGGCCAAUAUCAUGUCUGAGUGAUUCAGAACUCCCAGAAUUUCCUGGGGGAGCAUGCCCCCCAACCCCCCUAGAACCUUGUGCUUUUGACACUCGUUCAGGAAAUCUGUUAGUAUUUAUCCCAGAUCCGCACAUGUAUUUGUAAAUGAGUGCUUUAAAUAUACAGUGUAGUGAUUAUAACCAACCUCCCUUGUUUUAAGCUAGUUUUUCCUUCCAUAAAGGUCAAAAUUCUAAGAUUUGACCGUUGACAGUUCUGGUUUCUUUGUGAUAUAGAGGGAAUAGCCAUUAACCUGACUUCAGAUAUUUGGCUGCGAGAGGAUGACCAUGGUGUACCCUACAAGUGUCCAUCAUUUUACCAACGUUGGGCAGAAUAUAAACAGCGCCAAGAAUAUAUCACAGGGGCAGCAGAAAUGGAACCAUUCAUGCAGAAGUAUUCUCAAAUACUAGGAACUUCAAGAUCAUCUAUAACAACUGUGAUAUUGUACGUAAAUUGUGUUUCUUUGUGUUGUUUAUAGGAACACCUUUGCCCUUUUCCAUCGUCACAAAUGUCACUGCCAAGAUACUCUUCAACAUUUUAUUAUAAGUAAUAGAAUCUCUCGUAAAAUGACAAAUUCCCUUAAAUUGUUCCUUUUUGUAAAAAAAUAUUUAAAACAGGAAUACACCCCUCAUUACCGAAUAAAACCAAAAGUGUGAUCCUUACAGCCAGUGACUUUUUCUGGUACAUUGUUCAAAAUUUAGUGUGAUGAUAAUACAGUACCACUGGAAACACAGGUGAAUGGAACUUUCUACUAACUUAUUUUUUUUUACUUUCCCUUCGGUUGAAUUUUUUAUGAAUUUAAGCCAAUCAGUUUACCUCAAACAAUUUUUUUUGUUUCCCUUGGGAGUUAGAAUUAGUGGGGUCUGCUAUUAGUUUUGCAAUAUUAUUGAUUUGCAAGAUCAUGUAAAAGUGAAAUAAAUAUUAGAGGGAUUAAAAUUCAUGUUUACGCCAAACGUUAAAUGUUGAGGAUUUCUAAGAAUAGAAAAUAAGCAGAUAAAAACUGUCCUGAACAAUUCUUAUUUAUAAAACUGGUGUGAAACUACUUAUUUUUUAGUUGAAGUAAUAAACAGUUAACGACAAUUGAGGGAAAAACUUGGUCACAUGGUACAAAUUCACGUUUUCCAUUUGGCGUAAACGUGAAUCUUAAUCUCUCUAGUAUAAAUCAAGAUUUCCUUAAUUGUAUGUUAACUGACACCAAAACAAUAGUUACUAUUUUUAAGUAGUAACAAUUGUUUUAGUAAAUUAAUUAAUAAAAUAAUUUAUUCAAUUUAUUUAAUUUUAAUUUAUUUUUAUUACAUAUUUAUUGCAUAUUUAAUUUAAUCAUUUCAUUCUUCCAGCCUGACUGAUGCAAUUUUAACUCGAUACUGCUACAAACACCCCCUCCCCUGUGGACCCGGGGGCUGUGUGACACAGGAGAUGGCAGCUGAUGGAAUCAACUUUGGAAGUUGGGCAUUUGCUGAGAAUUUCACUGCAAUAGCUGACGUUGCCACCCACCCCAUGUUGAUUCAGAUGGCAAAGAGGAUGAUUGACAAGUCUCGUGAUAAAACCAAACUCAAGUUUAUACUUUAUAGUGCCCACGACAGUACUGUGACACCACUUCUACUAAAUCUGGGUGUUCAUGAUCGGAAUAAGUGGACGCCUUAUGCUACCAGAGUGGUCAUUGAACUCUGGAGAGACACGACAUCAUCAGCGUCAUCUGAAGAUUCUAUAGAAUCCUUGUACUUUAGAGUUUUGGUUAAUGGCAAAGCUGUCACUAGUAAGAUGAAGUUCUGUGGAGAAGCUUUGUUUAAGGGUGAACUUUGUCCUGUUAGGGAACUUAUUACUUGGCUCUCAGCAGGUAAAGGGGUGAAAGGAAUGGAUGAAAAUUAUCAGUCACUUUGUAAUACAUGAAUAGGAGUCUUUCUUGGUGACUUCAUUGCAACAAAAUUUCCUCAUGUAGCUAGAAAAAUGCAGACAGUAUUCAAGAAUGACGAGACCAAAAAAAGGAUUUUUAAAUCCUCCAAUUGUUAAAUCAGUGGAGGAUUGUGUAAGUCUUAUACUAGUGGUAGCAUAUGUUACUGUUCAAUAAAAGUUGUUGGAAAGCAAUAAGGGAAAUUUCAUGAAAAAAUUAAUUUCCAAGGUCAGCCACGAAGCGCGAAUCUUCUGUCAUAAAUUGAAAAGGUAAAACAUUUGCGAGGUUUACACAUUUCUAUGGCACUGACAACCAAGAAGUUAUGAUUAGGGGAUUUACAGCUGCAACAACCUUGUGGUUUUGUCACACAGGCCUUAGUUCUUAAAAUCCAACACUGUUAUUUGAAAUAGCUGUAUAUUUUGAUUAUAGUCCACCCUCUCUUUAUAAGUGACAGCUGUUCAAGAUGGAUGCCUGCCAAACCUAAACUGGAUAUUUUGAGUUGUUUGCUCUUGCUUUCAGUCAUUUGCUUUGACUCUAAGGCCGACACCUCAUUGCUAGCACCACAAAUUUAGAAAUUUGGUAUUUACUAUAUCUUGAAAUAAAACCUUUCAUGGGCUACACUCUAAUGAAUUUAUCGCAAGUCUUUGGCUUAUCUUAACAUGCAGUCGAGUGUAUUUUAUUAAUAUUAACUAUUUAUAUAGAUGCAUUUUUCACUUCUUCCUGUUAACUUAUAAGCAACCUAUUGACUUCCACCAAUAAAAGUAGUACAGACAGACAGGAAUUGUCAUUACCUUGUACAAAAGUUUUUUUUAGGCAAGAAACUUAUUUUAUGGUUGCUAAAAUAGUUUCCUUACCAAUUUAAGCAUUUUAAUCUUUGAGUGCUGCAUUCAAAGACACACAAACAAACCAGACAAGAAGUAGAAUAAUAUUGGAAUAGUCAGCCUUUAAGUGAGACAGGACAAGGAAAAUAGUAAGAGAAGCAC